Trichoderma asperellum CBS 433.97 is the source of this 603-nucleotide messenger RNA. Lineage: Eukaryota; Fungi; Ascomycota; Sordariomycetes; Hypocreales; Hypocreaceae. The record is from RefSeq and is a predicted model, not a curated record.
AUGGACUUGCAUUUCUGCCCGUUUUCUUUUUUUUUUUUCUUUCUUCUUCUUCUUUUUGCAAGUCUCACGUUCGUCACGCACAUCCUUGACGCACACCACACAGAGCCUCUAAAAGCCUCUAAAAGUCCUACCGUACAUUUCGAUGUUCGCCGUGUCCAUUCGCCUGAGACUUUGAGACCUGCUAGCAUCAUUGCUGCCGCCGCCGGUACAUUUACUACAGGUAUGCAAGGGAAACAUGGACCGCCGUACCGCAUUCAAAACUCUGGCAAUUCCGGCACUCAAACUCGAGACGGGCGAGUUCGUAGACUCACGACUUCCGCUCAGAAACCGGUGGUUGGCUGCCACGGGGUACAUGAUGUCCCCUACUGGCAGUAUCAUACUCCAUUAGUACCUAGCAGUACAGAGCACUACACUUCAGUUGUCCGUAAUUCUGAUAUUUACGGUGCUUGGAUCAAAUUCAGUGCGGCCUCACAAAAGGGUAGGUACAUUGUCGCUCUCCCUCCCCCGCCUCAAAAGCCGCUCUGCCAGGGUCUGGCCUCGCUGUUUUUCCCGCUAAGAGUGCACCAGCCCAGCAGUGCCAGCUCCCCAUACUACCUGAGCUGA